AUGCUUCGAUAUCCAGAUGUGGUCAAGGCUUAUCCUCUCAUCGUGAAGAGCGUACCUGGCGGAGUGGACACGGCCGGUGCCAUGACCUCAGAAGAGUUCGACGAUGCCAUGUGUGCCUUGAAGGUGAAGAGGCUGGACAGUCAGGGCGUCGCAGAGGCCUUCAGCUACCUCACCACGGAGACCAUCACGCAGGCGGCCUGGAAGAAGCUGGAGCCCUUCAUCAAGAAGAUACAGCUGAAUGCGCAGGACUUCAUCGCCUUCAUGCGAAGCAUCGUUAGGGUCGCCCAGGGAACGCGCCGCUGGCGGAUGGCAGUCGAAGCUCGUGGGCCGGGCCUGGUGCCGAAGCUUUGCGCGCCGAGCCAAAGUGCCGGCACCGGUGCCCUUGGUGUUGCCCGCCCUGCAGCCACGGGCUCGUCCAGAGGCUGGAUGCACUACAAGCCGCCCUAUUUGGAUCCGAGCUCCCCCUUGCGCGUUGAGCCUCUGGAGCCGGGGUCGACCAGACCCUGGAAGGUGCUUAGGAGUCAAAAUGGAGAGCUUCCAGUCUAUUCCAGGUACCGCUACGCGGGGAAAGAGGUGACCACGAUUGUGACCCACAUCUUUGGUGACAUCGAGGCGAUACGCAAGGAACUGAUGUCCGUGUGUGAGUCUCCAUGUCGUGAGCGCCCCGGGAAAUUGGAGGUCCGUGGCUAUCACAAGUGGAAGAUCAAGGAAUGGCUUUUGUCCCUCGGAAUGUGA
Messenger RNA from Durusdinium trenchii, 735 nucleotides. The record is from the annotation of a GenBank genome assembly. Lineage: Eukaryota; Dinophyceae; Suessiales; Symbiodiniaceae.